Messenger RNA from Cuscuta campestris, 645 nucleotides. The record is from the annotation of a GenBank genome assembly. NCBI's taxonomy places the organism in Eukaryota, Viridiplantae, Streptophyta, Magnoliopsida, Solanales, Convolvulaceae.
GUUUCACCUCUUAGUUACUGAGGAAGUGAGGAGUUUAUGUGUUUCAGUGGUAACUGAGAAACGGAGAAGAAAGCAUAGAGAUGGUGAGGGAAGAAGAAGUUUUUCUCAGCAAUUCGCUCUUAGAAGAAGUUGAAGACGAUGAUGAUGAUGGGCCUCCGCCCGGGUUCGAUUCGAUAGCUAUUAACGCAAAACUGGAAAAAAUGGUCGUCGAAGAUUGCGGCGGAGAGGAGGACGAAGAUGACGGCCCUCCGCCUGGAUUCUCUGAACCAAACCCGCCGUAAGUGCUGCCUCCUCCGCCGCCGCCGCCAAUCAGUCAUUCUGGUUAGAUGAUUAUACUUCAAUUUAUUGGAUACAAUUGAGAGGGUAUAGUAGCAUUUGGAUUCUCAACUUUGUUAAUCUCUGUUGCGGCAUUUUGAUUUUCCGAAUUUCCCCUUUCUAUCUCACUUCUGCUAAAAUUUCUUAAAUUUGAAAUUACUUACUCACAAGAAUGCUAACAUUUGAUCAGAAUUGUAACAUUGGGUUUCUUUUCAAAACCUAAGCUUGGGAAUUCCUCUUCUUUAUUUGUUGGGCUUUACUAAUCUGUGAUUUCUAUUGUGUUCUUCGAAUGGGAGUUUGUUGUUGGUGUAAUUAAGCUUGGAAAUAUGA